Solanum verrucosum is the source of this 399-nucleotide messenger RNA. RefSeq lists its product as uncharacterized. The transcript has 2 exons. Bases 1 to 399 code for a protein of 132 amino acids. NCBI's taxonomy places the organism in Eukaryota, Viridiplantae, Streptophyta, Magnoliopsida, Solanales, Solanaceae. The record is from RefSeq and is a predicted model, not a curated record.
AUGCAACUAUUAGAAAACUCACGUGGAACCUAUGUAAAACGAAGGAUAAACUAUGGGUUGAAUGGAUACAUAGCUAUUAUGGACAAGGUGGAAUAUGUGGCGUCCAGAAAGUACUCUAUUGAAAAGGUGUAUGGAAAGAUUAGAGGAGACAUGGUGAAAGUGGAGUGGAGAAUACUGGUAUGGACAAACUAUGGUGCACCUAACUGGCUAUCUAUAUUGUACAUUGCACUUGACAAGAGGCUCUCAACAAAGGACAAAAUGGUGAAAUGGGGAAUACCAACUGUCUUGACAUGUCCCUUGUGUCAACUUGAGCAGGAAGAUAUUGAUCAUCUCUUUUUUACCUAUUCUUUCACUACUGGAGUAUGGAACAAAGUGCUACCAUGGCAAGGAAUACAAUGA